Messenger RNA from Fusarium tjaetaba, 801 nucleotides. RefSeq names its product catalase. The record is from RefSeq and is a predicted model, not a curated record. NCBI's taxonomy places the organism in Eukaryota, Fungi, Ascomycota, Sordariomycetes, Hypocreales, Nectriaceae. Bases 1 to 801 code for a protein of 266 amino acids. The transcript has a single exon.
AUGGAUGACUGUUGGCGUCAGACAAUGCUUUCCUCGCGGGCCUUUCACAAUCGAAAGACUCGCAAAUUUACAGCACAGGCUUCUAGUUCCUCCACCAUCACAAGAGUCAUUGGCUCAUACCAACUUCAAUGCCCCAAAGCUCAUUCCCUGGCUCGUACCUCACAAGUCAACCGCGAUCCAGCCAAAGAUGAAAAGCAUGCCAGACAAAAACGUCACCCCGCCAACUCUCCGCGAUUUGAGAUUAAUCGGUUUACCGAUGAGGAAGACGGGUUGGAGGGCGACCUAUUCCUUCCUGACGUGUUGGAUGCUUCUUUUAUCAUGGCCGGAAGUCGGAAGAAAAUUCAAGAGAUCUUAGAUCGCGCAAUUAUCAGAGAAGAUUCAGAUUUUGAACCUGAAAGCGUCGCACAUAGCCCUGGGGGAAGAUCCGCGGAUAACUCUGACGCUGAUGAUCGGCAACACGAGACCUGCCCCGACCAGCAAACAUCUGAGGUCUUGGGAGAUGGAGAUGAAGAUGAACACCCGAAAGAUUCCCAUGACGACAAGACCACUGCAGAGUUGCGAUCCGACAAUUUCGAGAAGAAUACCUUCCGACAACCAAAGUUCUGGCUUUCAUGGAGAGGCAAAGUACUUGUAAAGCCUGAAUCAGGUGUAGCCCCUGAGGAUCAUUCGCCACUUGGCGCGAUUCAAUCUGGCGUUGGUUAUGUCGUCUUUACUGGAAACAAGUACCAAAAGUUCAAGGGUACCAUCAGCUGUGAUGUUCUUGGCUGGGACAACGUUGCAAUAACUGGUUGGAAGCAGUGA